Plasmodium fragile is the source of this 1335-nucleotide messenger RNA. Its product is annotated as phosphoprotein. Bases 1 to 1335 code for a protein of 444 amino acids. Gene Ontology annotation, molecular function: Hsp70 protein binding; protein dimerization activity. NCBI's taxonomy places the organism in Eukaryota, Apicomplexa, Aconoidasida, Haemosporida, Plasmodiidae. The transcript has 2 exons. The record is from RefSeq and is a predicted model, not a curated record.
AUGGAUGCUAACAAAAUUGAAGAGCUGAAGCAGUUUGUGUCCCUGUGUAAAGAAGACCCGGCCAUUUUGCACAAGCCAGAGUUUUCCUUCUUUAAGGAAUUUAUCGAAAGCUGCGGUGGAAAAGUGCCAAAGGACAAGGACUUUUAUGAACACAUUCCAAGCGAAGAUAGCACCGAUGAAAAGUCUCACAAUGAUGAAAAGGAAGAAGAUGACGACGAGGAUGAUGAAGACCAAGAGGAUUUAGAACAAGAACAGGAGGAAGAGGAAGAAAAUGAUGAAGAUUUAAUGAAAGAAGAAACGAUUGAAUGCCCCCCUUUAGCUCCAAGCAUAGAAGGAGAUUUGUCCGACGAGGUGAUUGAAGAAAUCUGUAAGUUGAAAGAGGAAGCUGUGAAUUUAGUACAAGAAAAUAAAUUUGAAGAAGCCUUAGAAAAAUACAAUAAAAUAAUUUCCUAUGGAAAUCCAUCAGCCAUGAUAUACACAAAAAGGGCUUCCGUUUUAUUAAGUUUGAAAAGACCAAAAGCUUGUAUACAAGAUUGUACGGAGGCACUAAAUUUGAACAUAGACAGCGCCAACGCUUAUAAAAUUAGAGCAAAGGCAUACAGAUACUUGGGCAAAUGGGAAAGUGCACAUGCUGAUAUUGAACAAGGACAGAAAAUCGAUUAUGAUGAAGAUUUAUGGGACAUGCAAAAACUGAUUGAAGAAAAAUACAAGAAGAUUUAUGAAAAGAGAAGGUACAAAAUUAAUAAGGAGGAAGAAAAGAAAAGAAAAAAAAGGGAAAAAGAAUUGAAGAGAAGGUUGGCCGCUAAAAAGGCCGCAGAGAAGGCGUAUAAGAAUAACAACAAGAGGGAAAACUACGACUCGGAUUCCUCAGACUCGUCCUACAGCCAACCGGACUUUUCUGGCGAUUUCCCUGGAGGAAUGCCAGGUGGACUAGGUGGCGGAAUGGGAGGAUUUCCCGGGGGACUAGGUGGAGGGAUGCCAGGGGGUAUGCCAGGCGGGAUGGGAGGAUACCCAGGUGGCUUUCCAGGCGGAUUGGGUGCAGGAAUGCCCGGUGGAAUGCCUAGUGGAAUGCCAGGAGGUAUGCCAGGCGGCAUGCCCGGGGGAUUAGGGGGCGGGUUAGGAGGAAUGCCUGGCGGCAUGCCAGAUUUAAAUUCGCCAGAAAUGAAAGAGCUCUUCAGCAACCCGCAGUUCUACCAAAUGAUGCAAAACAUGAUGAGCAACCCCGAGUUACUGUCCAAGUAUGCAAAUGACCCAAAGUACAAGAACAUAUUUGACAACUUAAAAAAUUCCAAUUUAGGAAAUAUGGGGAAGCCCGGCUGCAACGGCAAGAACUAG